Physcomitrium patens is the source of this 3034-nucleotide messenger RNA. Its product is annotated as ATP-dependent DNA helicase PIF1. The record is from RefSeq and is a predicted model, not a curated record. Gene Ontology annotation, molecular function: DNA helicase activity. NCBI's taxonomy places the organism in Eukaryota, Viridiplantae, Streptophyta, Bryopsida, Funariales, Funariaceae. Gene Ontology annotation, biological process: telomere maintenance; DNA repair.
CCUGAGUUCCCGCCAAGGGAACGCGCCUUCGAAGAGGGCGGGUCUUCCUCCUCCGCUCUCCAAUUCUUACUUCGUCAUUCUUCGCAUUUUUCUCGAUCCCAAUUCCCGUGAUUAGGGUUUCCUGGAGCUUAAUCUUCGAGCUACACCGUGUGGUAAUCAUGUCCAGGAGGUGCCAGGUUUAGUUUCUGAGAGCUGAAGAGACUUAACUUCCUUUGAGUUGAGUUAGUUGCAGGUCAACUUCGAUCAGUGUGGAGUUCACGUUGCUUUUGAGAGUUUUAUUAUAUUAGAACGGGCAGAUGAAAAGUGAGUUGGUAUUGAGUCGUGAAUUGGACCACGAAAAGUACUGGACAUUUCGAAGUGAUAUUGUAAUUGGUCGUUUUGAUUUUGGUUACGCCAGAAUUCUGACCUACACUUGGGGUUUCUGACCGCGUAUUCGUGGGAUGGAAAUGUGAUUAUCCAUGUGCACUCGCACAAUGGAGUCGAUGAUGGUGCGUUUCCUGCAAGGGAUUUGAUCACUCGAUAACUGGUUUAAGGCAUACGGAGUGCUGUAGAAGUGGCUCAAAUUUUGCAGCGAGAUGGAAUAAUUAUUUCAGUUGAUUCAGAGUGUCGUUUGGCAAGUGGACACGCAGAGUUUUCUCUACGAAUUAAAAGGCAGGAGUAUAUUAGGACUGCGGAAGUUCUUGCCACCUUGUUGGGGAGGUCCAUUACAGCCUUGUGCGUUUGAUCGGUGUAACUAUGGUGGAUGUCUUCGCACUCAACGAUGACGAUGUUGGAACGGGGUCAUGCUCGCAAAGACAACGCGACCUCUCAGAAGCACAAAAGGCUCGCAUGCUUCAGCAGAAGGAGUUGGCGCUGGCUCGGUUGCAAGCUAGGAAGCUCCAACAAGCGCAGGUACCCUCUCGUAGUGGCAUCCACACGUCUUUGCCAGAACAGGCCAGUCCUAAUCUGCUGCACGGAAAUCCUGAUCCAUGUCGACUUCCCAGUCAGGAAUGCAACAACUAUUCCACAAGCCUUGGACCGCAGUUUCAAAAUGGAGUGAAAUUUCAGGUCGAAGGUCGAGGUCCACAGCAGAUUCCACGCCCAUUAAACUCGACAGAGAGCUUGAGGCAUAUCCCAAAGGAGAUGGAAGGAGACUGGAUAUCUGUUCGGAAGAGACCAGCUCCUGGUUGCAGCUUCGGCAGGCGGAUUUCUCCCUAUUUCAAUCAGUCCAAUCCUUCAACUGAGCCUGAGGUCUAUCCAAUAUUCAAAAGCCACAAGACUUCUCCGAAUGUGUCACGUUCCAGCCAACAGUCACUUGGCAACAGUCAGUCGAACGUCAAGAGGUUUCACUGGCAGCAACAAGAACCGUCAGUGAGGUUACUGAAGCCAGAAAAAUCACAGAAUGCUUUGAAUACGGCAUCACAAAAGGGUAAGGUGGUUCCCUCGAAACAGCAGAUGGAAGUUUUAAAGGCCAUUACCCAGCAGAAGUCCGUCUUUAUUACUGGAUCUGCUGGGACGGGGAAAUCUUUCAUUAUAGAGGAUGCACUACGCGUGUUACGUCAAAUGUAUGGAGAGGAUGCUGUCUUUGUGACUGCAUCCACUGGAUUAGCAGCUUGUGCUCUAGGAGGAAUAACACUUCAUUCGUUUGCCGGGGUUGGCAUUGGAUCCGACACUGAGACUAAAGAGCAACUCUUAACCAAGGUCCGGAAGAGAAGAGACGUCAAGGCUCGGUGGACAAAAGCACAGGCUCUUGUUAUUGAUGAAAUCAGUAUGAUCGAUGGGGAGUUCUUUGACAACCUUGAAUAUAUUGCUAGUAAAAUUAAGGGAGGGUCUGAACCGUGGGGAGGGCUUCAGUUGAUUGUCACCGGUGACUUCUAUCAAUUGGAACCUGUCAAGCCUAGCAAUCCUCUGAAAUACUUCGCGUUUCAGGCCGAGUGUUGGAAUAGAAGUUUUGACAUACAGGUGGAGUUAACCCACGUUUUUCGACAGUUGGACAUGGAGUUCGUGAAUAUGCUGAAUGAGAUACGUCGGGGAGUAUGUUCCCCUUCAACUCUUCAUCGCUUAAGGCAGUGCCAAGGUCCUCCAGACCGUGCUGAUAAUGGAAUUGAAAUGACGAGGUUGUAUCCUCAUCAAAUGGAUGUCCGCCGUGAAAAUGAUCAGAAUCUGAGAUGCUUAGGAGGAGAUAUGAUUAUAUACAGGGCUAAAGAUGAUGCUUCGACAAGCUUCGCACAAAGGCAAUUGGACAACGUGCGAGCAGCUGCUGUACAACCUCUGUGUGUGGGGGCUCAGGUAAUGCUCUUGAAGAACCUUGAGACCGCGGCUGGGCUUGUAAAUGGGUCGAGAGGUGUAGUGGUUCGAUUUUCUGCACCAGACGAUCCUGCAUCGGAGGAGUACGUACACUUGGCCAAAUUCAUCAACCCCACUAACCAGUGGCCAAUUGUCCGCUUCGCUUGUGAUGGCCUUGAGAGAUUAGUGGGCCCUGUAAGCUGGAGUGUCUCAGAUGGCAACAAAGAGGUUGCCAAGAGAAUCCAGAUUCCCUUAAUGCUGGCUUGGGCGCUCAGUGUACACAAGUGCCAAGGGAUGACGUUAGACUAUGUGGAGACCGAUCUCUGCAAGGCUUUUGGUCAUGGUAUGGUAUAUGUGGCUCUUUCACGGGUUAAGUCUCUGCAGGGCCUUCGCCUCAUUGGUUUCGAUCCAUCCAGGAUUUUGACCCGCCCUGUGGUAUCCAAAUUUUACGAAGGUCUGAACAAGUAAUUAGUAGUGGACCUCGACGACGACGAUGAUUUUACAUAAUGGAAUUUUGUACAUUACCUUAGUCUGCCUGCAGGUAGUAGAGUUUUUUUUUCGCGAAGGUUCUGCUUUCACUCAACGACAGUGAAGUUAACCCCGUGUGGCUCAUGCCCAAGGAGUAAUGAACAGAUCAAAACUUGUUGAUAGUGUAUGUGUUGACUUUGUCCCUUGCGGGAUAGACCACCCUUUGAGUCUCGCACAGUAAUGUUUACUGAUCCAUAAUUUUUUCUUUACUUAAAGUACAUUAGGAUUUCAAUUAUCUUCA